Caenorhabditis auriculariae is the source of this 5075-nucleotide messenger RNA. Lineage: Eukaryota; Metazoa; Nematoda; Chromadorea; Rhabditida; Rhabditidae. The record is from the annotation of a GenBank genome assembly.
AUGAUCUUGUCGUGUCAACAUUGGGGAGACUGCCUGGCGCAUAACACGCCUGAGACUGCUGCCGAGGUUCAAACUCGACAAGUUCCCGGGGGGAAUGCCGUCGGAAAGAAAUUGGACAGGUGCCAUCGGCGUGCCCCUCGAUUUCCCCGCGAAAUCGAUCGUUUGAAUUUUUCUGGCGAUGGAGCGCACCUUCCGCAUUGAAGAAAAUUUUCGCUUUUUUUUCUGCUUCCUAUUUUGACUUUUCUUUUUGUUAUUUUUUGAAGUAUUUACGAUGUACUUAUUUUGAAGUUACUUAACGUUGAAUAUGACAAUGACUUGUUUAAAAGCUCUACAUUGUUCCUAAUUUGAUAAUUCGCUACUUAGUCAAUGUAACUCGAGAAUAAAGAUGAUUUUGUUUUGUUCUGGUUAGGAAAUCAUAUUCUCUAAGAGGAAUUUAGUUUUUUAAUGUUAUAGUGACAUAUUCAGAUGAGCGCUCCGAUAAAACUUCCAAAAAAUAAAAAGCUUACGGAAGCCGAGAGGAAUGAACUCGCGAAGAAGCUCGACGAUGACUUGGACCAAUUUAUGGAGGAGAUGGCCGCUAGACGGGUUUUUCUUUGCAAAAAAAUGUUUUUCAAUGGAAAUUUGUUUGAGAACGCCGAUCCCAAGCCGAAAAAACCAUUCGAUUUUGAUGAAUGGUGCAAGGAAAUCGAUAAGCAUCCGGCUUUUAUGAAAGAUUUGAAGCCCGACGGCGAAUAUUCUGAAGCCAUUCAGGCUUUGCAGGUUUAUUUUUCUGAGAUUUAGAUAAUUUUGAGUUCAUAUGAUCUCAGGCUUUGAAAUACGACGAAGACGAUGCUGGCGACAAGACGGUGAAUGCAGAAGCUUCGAAAAAAGAGGGAAAUAAACAUUUUGGGUUGAAAAAGUACCGAUGGGCGACGGAUUGUUAUACCAAAGGUUAUUCAAUUUUUGAUUUUUGGAUUGUAUAGUUUUUUUGGGUUUUUAAAAGUGCAUGGAUAGUUUUUAUGAAGGUCUCGAGGCGAUGAGCCGUUUGAAAUUUUGAAAUUAAGGAUUUUUUUCAUUCGAGUUUUAUUUAAACCAAAAAAAUUAAUUUUUUUAAUUAGUUGAAAGAAAAACGGUGAAUAAAUAUAUAAUCAUAGUUUAAAUUACCGCCUGAAAAAAAUUUUUCACUUUUUGGGUUUUUCGAAUUUCCCGAAUGCUCCUUAAAAAAAUUUUUUUCAGCGGCACCUAUUAGAUUUUUUUCGAGCCUAUUUCAUAUUUUUAUUAAGAAUAGUCUAAAUUAUGGAGAUAGGGGGGGUUUCGAGACAUUUAUGUACGAUUUUUUUCAAUCCAAAGGCAAGUUUGAAAUGAUGAAAUUUUCAUUUUAGGCUUAUUUCACCGCAUUAAAUCAGUUUAAAAAACGAUGAAAAUAUUUCCCAGGAAUCAAGGAAAACUGCCUCGACCGGAAACUCAACGCCGUUCUGUAUUUCAACCGUGCGGCCGCCCAAAAACACCUCGGAAAUCUGCGGAGUGCCGUCAAAGACUGCACCGUGGGACGAAAGUUCGACCCCAUGCACUUGAAAGUGAUUUUUGCCAUUUCUCAGAGAGUUUAUGAGGAUUUUCCAGCUUUAGGGCGUCAUUAGAGGGGCUGAGUGUCUAUUGGAACUGGGAUACGGUAGAGACGCCUUGGAUUGGAUCGAAACUUCCAAACUUUCCUUCGCUUUUCACAAGGAAACUUCAGAGAAUUGUAAAUUUUUCAGACUUUUCAUUUGUUAGAAAAUCUCCAUAAAAUACUGUUAGUUUAUCAGAAAUAAAUUUCCUACUCAGGGCUUAAGUAAAAAAACUAAAAAAAUUUGUUUUCUCCGUGAUUUUUCUAGAUUUUUUUCAAACUCGUUUAAAGAGUCAAAAAAACCAUUUUGGAUUAAUUUUUGAGAAAUAUUUUUUUCACUAAUUGUUCAUUUUCAGACAAUUUUAAAGUAGAAUAUUGGGAAUUUUAGGCCAAGAAAAUCUGAAAAAAGGGGGCGAUUUCUAAUCGAAAUACAAUUAUGUUUAAAAAAAUUAGCAUUUUUAAAACAUUUUUCAAAUAAUUAGAAAAAAAGUUAUUUUCAUUUUUUACAAAUGAAAGCUCUAAAAAAAUUCUGAACGUUUUUCGUUUUUUUCAAUUUUUUUCGAUGUGAAUAGUUUCUCGAAUUAUUGAAUCUAGCUGAAACAAUUUGAUAAAACUUCAAUAAGUAAAAAUUUUCAAAGUAGUCAUUAGAGAAAAUUUUAAAAAAUGUUCUAGCCGACCUAUCGGACGAGGAAAAGAAACAAAUCGACGAUUUGGAGAAACUCCGAGUCAAAGCCGUACAAACGGCGGUUCUCGAAGAGCGCAAUGAUCGCAAAAGCAGGGCUGAGGUCGUUUUUUCACUUCAAACUUUGAUUAGAAUUAAAAUUCUUCAGGAAAAGAAAGAAGUUGAGAAGAAGAAAAAGCUCCUCGACGCUUUGAAAGAGAGAAAUUUGAAUUUGAAUCCGCGGGUGCCUUUCUCGAACCCAGAACUGAUGGAUUGGGCCAGGCUGGACGUUUCUUUACCAUUAAUGCAUUCUGUUAGUUUUAUUUUUUUCAUUUUUUUAAGGGAUGAAAAAGUAUGAAUCACAUAAUUUAGAAAAUUGUGGUAUAUUCAUAUUUUUUGAAAAUUUUUAGUUUUAGAAGUUUUUUUUUAUUUUGACUGUCUUCUCUUUGAAAUCAUUAUUUUAUCUGUUUUAUUUUUGUUUUUACUGAUUUUUUUAAAAAGCAAUUUUAGUUAAUUCUAGCUGGAAUGAGCAUUGUCUGAAAGUCUAAAAAUGUCUAAAAGCUAUAGAGUGUGCUAAACGUGGAGAUAACCAGACAGUCAUGGAAAUGUUGAAUUUUUUUAUGUUUUUUUAACGAAUUUAAUAUAAUAAUUGUGUGUUGAAGAUUUUCUUUUCAAAUUUCAAACUAUUUUGCCAAGUUUCUGUGCUUUUUUGAACUACAAGUUCCGUUAACGUCAAAAAUUCAAGAAUAAUAAAAUUCUACUCUUGAAAAAAUCAUUUAUACUUUCUUUUUUUAAUUUCGGUUUUAUCUCAAAAUGAACAGAAAGUGGCUGAUUUACUUUUUUUAAAAUAUUUUCAUGAUAUUUUUGAGAAUUUUUUUCAAUGAGUUUUGCAAACGAAAUGAUUUAUUUUCAUAUUUCAUCAUUCAUAGGCAAAGUUAGAAAGGGUGGAAAAAAAGGCUUCCUGAAAAUGUUCCCUUUAGGAUGACAAAGGUUUCUAUUUUGCUGCCGUUUUGCCCCAUUUCAUCGGCUCUUAUGCACCAUUUUUUGCUGCCUUUCCCUUUUUCCAUCAUUUCUUGAGCCUUCAAAAUCCUAGAAAAAAAAAUAAAAGGCUCGAUAAUGGGACCCUUUUUGCUGCUUUUCUGCAGCCUUUUUUGAGCCUCUCCCUUUUUAGCGACCAUUAUCCACCAUUCCGACUUGAGAAUCAUAUUAAAAAUAUUAAUUUUAAAUUAGGAAUAUUUAUUCAUUUCUUUUUAGAGUUUUCAAACUAUCGCUUUGUGUGGGCACUUUUUGAGACAAGAUUUUUUCCUCAAAUAAAAAAAAAACUUUCAUAUUUCAAGUCUAAUUUUCAAGAGUUAAAAUUUUUUUCAGCAUGAACGUGUGAAGUUUGACGACGAGGGAAACUUGGUCUGGCCGAUUUUACUACAGUAUCCUGAGGUCUUUUUUUGAUUAGAAGAAAAAAAUCUAUGAAUUAAAAAAAUUCUCUCUCCAUAUCAUAUUUUACAACUGAAUAAUUUAAUUUCCAAUAAAAAAAUGACAAUUUUUAGGCCGGACAAACGGAUGUUCUGACGGAAACGAGUGAGACGACACUGCUUGGCGAAAUUAUGAGAGAAGUUUUGGCGAAUCCACCCGAAUGGGACACGAAUAAUCAGUUUAGGUAUGGUUUUUUUGUGUUUGAGAAAAAAAGAUUUUUUUAUUUGAAGAAAAAAAUUGAGAUUAAAGUUUUCUGUCCUUUUUGAAGGAUCAAGGUGCAUUGAAAAUUUGAAAAUAUGUGUUUUGAAUUAGACCUUUAUUUCAAGCUCAAUUCCUUGAUUUCUGCCUCAAGCUUGGAAGAAUGAAAAAAAGCCUUUUCAAAUUGGAAACCAAGAAAUUUUCAUAAGAAAUCCGGUUUUUUUCAACUUCUCAAUUUUUCAUUUUUAUUUUUUUGUAAAUUAAAAAUUCCUGUUUCUACGGAAAAAAAUGUAAGUGGAAAUGUUUAUGUUGAUCAUUUCAAUGACAAAAUAUACUUCUCCUUCUCAAAAAGUGUUUUGGAGCUUUUUCAACUAACGAAAGUUCAAAAAACUAUGUUUUUAAAUAGUCCAUUUGCCAAACGGUAGAUAUUUCUCUGCGCCCUCUUCGCCUCUUGACGUCUCUCUUAUGUUUACGUGCUGUUUCCAUGUUUCUCUGACUUUGUCGGUGAGGGAACGGAGAGACGCAGACAGGCAGAAAGUUUCAAGUCGCGGCGAACGGAAUAUAAGCAUUUUGUCGGGAGCUAAAUGAAUGGAGCAUGAUUAUUUUGUAGAAAAGUGAAUUUUUUUCAAGGUGUAAGAAAAGAAGACAGCGAAUUUUCAAAGCGGCGACUUUUCUGAUUUUUCCAUAUAGGGAUUUUUCCGAAUAUUUCCUUUCCGAUUUUUCUCUUAUGUUUUUCGGUUUAAAAAGAUCUAUUAACAUUGUUUUUGUGUUUUAAGCAUGAAUAAACUACCUAAUUUAUAGGAGAAGAUUUUAAAACGAAGAGAUUAUCGAGAAAAAAAAGUCGGAAAGGCUGCCAUUCGAAAUUCCGCUUGUUUUAUUUCAUACCCCCUUUUUGAAACGACUUUCUGCAGUUAUGAGAACGUGCGAUUCUUCGUGACGGAUGAGUAUGAAGAAUAUCUGAUGGAGGUUUUUGAGUGGAACGAUUUCAAAAGCAUUCUGAGCCUUCCCGGUUUCCAAAUACGACAAGGACUUCCAGUAAUUAUGGUAGGAUGUUUAUCGAUUUUUUGAGAAUAACUUCAUUUUUUCCAGAUAAUCACCCGAGACCACGCCGACACGAGCUUGAACUGUGUGGCGGAAGGAGAAAAUAAAUUUGUCGUUCGAUAA